AAUUUUCAAACUCGUUAACUUUUUAAACCGAGUUGAACAAUUCUCGGCUCCUUGACUUGUUUAUGGGCCCAAGUUUUUGUAGAGCAAACUACGCCGUUUCUGAUUGAGGCAACUAUUCAGCCGUGUCAAUGGACUCCCAUUCUUCAGAGAACACACAACAGUACUCGCUGAUUACGGUGUUCUCACUUCUCACAGGGACACAUGAGACGUCUUUCUUCUUUGGCUUCUAGGGCUUCACCUGCAAUCAGAAACCUCUCAGAAGAAGUGAGCAAUCAAAGCAAACCCAAUAGAAAAAACCCACCAAAUUCCAAAUCUGUCACACCUUUUGACCAAAACCACACCACCAAUAACUCUGUCGCCCCUUUCAGAGGUAAGUCUUCAUUGAGAUUGUCUCCUGUUCCAAGCACUACUCUUUCAGUUGAUAACAAACGUAAGGAUCACUUAGAACCAGCUGAUCACCACUACAUUUCACAGAUUCUGUCAAGAAAAGACUGGUCUUUAUUGCUAAGCCACGAGUUUAAGGCGAAAAGGAUUAGUUUGGAUACCCGGUCAAUUGUGAGUAUUUUGCAAAAUCAAGAAAACCCAUUACCCCCUUUGAGAUUUUAUAUCUGGGUUUCGAAUAUUGAUCCGAUUUUCACUGAGGACCAGUCGAUUCGCGGUGUCUUGGCUAAUACCCUUUAUAGGAAAGGUCCAGUUUUGCUGUCUGCUGAGUUGAUUCAAGACAUUAGGAACUCUGGGUGUAAGGUUACACAAGAUUUGCUUUGUGUUUUGAUUGGUAGUUGGGGAAGAUUAGGGCUUGCAAAAUAUUGUGCUGAGGUUUUUGGGCAGAUUUCCUACUUGGGUCUUAAUCCAAGCACUAGAUUGUACAAUGCUGUCAUCAACGCGUUGGUGAAGUCCAAUUCUAUUGAUUUGGCUUAUUUGAAAUUCCAACAGAUGCCUUCUGAUAAUUGCACUCCUGAUAGGUAUACGUAUAAUAUAUUGAUUCAUGGAGUUUGCAAGGUUGGGGUAGUGGAUGAGGCAAUGCGCUUGAUGAAACAGAUGGAGAGUUUAGGUUACGUGCCUAAUGUAUUUACCUACACCAUGCUCGUUGAUGGAUUCUGUAACGCGAAAAAAGUUGACAAAGCCUUUAAGGUUUUUGAGAAAAUGAAGGAGAGGAAUGUGCAUCCAAAUGAAGCCACAUACAGAUCUUUAGUCAAUGGGGUGUUUCGUUGUGUGUCACCACGCAAAGCAUUUCAAUUGUUGUCUCGGUUUGUGGAGAGGGAGCCCAUCUUGCCUAAAGCAGCUUGUGAUAGUAUUCUGCAGUGUCUUUGUAGCAAUUCUUUGCCAAAUGAAGUAGCCGAAUUUUUUAGGACAACUAAGGAGAAAGGUUAUUUACCCGACAGUUCAACUUUUAACAUCUCAAUGACUUGUCUGAUUAAGGGGUUGGACCUUGACGAGGCAUGUGAUAUACUGGAUAGUUUUACUGAGAGAGGUCUGAAGCUGGACUUCAAUGCAUACAUUGUGCUUGUUGAGGGUUUAUACAAGGUUGGAAGAGUAGCGGAAGGGAAUUGGUAUUUAGAUCAGAUGGUAAGGGAUGGACUAGUAGCAAAUGUCUUCUCAUAUAAUAUCAUAAUCGAUUGCUUCUGUAAAGCUAAAAUGAUGGAUAGAGCUUUAGAAUCUUUUGGACAGAUGCGUCAAAGGGGUAUUUUUCCUAACCUUGUUACUUUCAACACCCUUAUUUGUGGGUAUUGUAAGGGUGGAGAAAUGUGUAAGGCACGAGAGCUAUUGGAGAUGCUCUUCAAGCAUGGCUUCAAGCCUGAUAUUUUCACUUUCAGCUCACUAAUUGAUGGCCUUUGUCGGGUUCGCCAGAUUGUGGAUGCAUUCGAUUGUUUCUCAGAAAUGGAAGACUGGGGAGUCAGUCCAAAUGCUAUUACGUUCAACAUCUUAAUCCGUUCUUUGUGUAUUAUUGGGGAUGUUGCUAAAGCGAGGAAACUUUUGAAAAAGAUGCAAGCUGAUGGAACAAGUCCGGAUGUUGUCUCUUUUAAUGCUCUCAUCCAAAGUUUUUGUAAAAUGAACAAGGUUGAGAAAGCACUCAAGUUUCUUGUUACCAUGCUGACAUUAGAUUUGAUUCCUGACAAUUUUACGUAUACUGCUUUUAUAAAGGCUUUGUGUGAACUAGGGAGAUUCGAUGAAGCUAAAAACUUGUUUUUCUCAAUGGAGGCAAAUGGAUGUGUUCCAGACGCUUAUACAUGUAACACAUUUAUUGAUGCUUUAGUCCAGUCAGCUCGCUUUGAGGAGGCCUGGGACGUAGUGAGGAAAUAUGAAAAGAAGGGAAUUUCAAUAAAAUCCAUCCCUAUUUUGUAGUAUAAGGCUUCUGUAUGCUUGUUAAGAGCUGUUACUGAUUUAUGAGUGUAGCUGCUUCGUGGAGCCUUUGGCUUUCCCCGAUUUUUUUCCUGCUGUAUUGCAGAAUGAAGCACCCCUUUGGUAUGUGAUAGGAACUCCUUUGCUGUCCCUGGCUCCCUGGCAAUUUCUUUUGUAACUGUUGAAAUAUGCUUGUUGAAUGAUCGGCUUCUAUGAUCUAUCUGCUGUUCAAAGAUAAUUUUCAUUUCAUGUGGCAAAACUUUAUGUCGGAUUGUCGUCUCUUUUGAAUUAAUUGCUAGAUGGCUCAUUCUUGUCCGCAAGAACAGUAUAAUGGUUAUAUUUGAAUUUU
Rhododendron vialii is the source of this 2689-nucleotide messenger RNA. Its product is annotated as putative pentatricopeptide repeat-containing protein At3g16890, mitochondrial. The record is from RefSeq and is a predicted model, not a curated record. The transcript has a single exon. Lineage: Eukaryota; Viridiplantae; Streptophyta; Magnoliopsida; Ericales; Ericaceae. Bases 202 to 2343 code for a protein of 713 amino acids. Gene Ontology annotation, molecular function: protein binding.